This is a messenger RNA of Loa loa (African eye worm), 2516 nucleotides long. RefSeq names its product CBR-IDA-1 protein. The record is from RefSeq and is a predicted model, not a curated record. Lineage: Eukaryota; Metazoa; Nematoda; Chromadorea; Rhabditida; Onchocercidae. Gene Ontology annotation, molecular function: protein tyrosine phosphatase activity. The coding region runs from base 179 to 2188 and encodes 669 amino acids. Gene Ontology annotation, biological process: protein dephosphorylation. The transcript has 15 exons. Gene Ontology annotation, cellular component: secretory granule.
AGACGGUUUAUUUGGGGAAUGUGCAUCAAAAGAACAUGUAGCUUUGAUUGUUUCAAAUCCGGUCGAUUAUGUUUUGAAGAAAAUAUUAAGCGCUCAGUUAGAACAACUUAAUCGAGAUGGCUAUACCUUGGAAGAUGCUCGAGCGCAAUGUCUUAUUGCAUAUUUCAAAGUGGUUUUAAUGCUAGAACUCAAAUAUGAUCUCAACUUUUGUAAUGUUGUUAAUCCGGAAAAUAUUUGGCGAAUGUUACAGUCAAUAAAAGUGGCACUCGUUAAUGAUGUCACAAAUGUUCGGAGUGUCAACGCAGAUAACGAGUUGGUGAAUAAUUUCAUGCAUCAGCAACAACAGCAACAACGACAACAGAUAGACUCCACAGGUGAUAUAAAAAGCGAUAACAGAGGUAAUAACGUGAACGAUUUCAAUUCGAUUCCCGAAAGAAAUAUGUUGAGUAACAGUAAUAUUUUCGAAUCACUAGCAUGGGAUGCUGAAAAGAAAACAAUUGAUAACGAUAAGAACAUGCUGGCGGUGGAAACUUUCAUGCAAUCGGCGGUCCCAGAUUCUGGUGAGGAGGAAGAAGAACAGUCAUUGAAUUUCGUUGGCCAUCAUGCACCUGUUUUAAAGAAAGAUAUCGAGCAUCUUGGUAAUCAGAAUACAGGCUUGGAAAAAAUAGAGCAUAAAAUAGUGAAAGGGAUGCCAUCAUACCAGAAGGUAGACGGUAAUCGAGUAUAUUUGAAAGUUGCAAAAGAUUUGAAUGGUGACAAGUUGCAUCAUCUGAUCAAUUAUUUGGAUUUCGCAAUUGCAAAACCUAAUCAGCUUAUUUUCGAUGAUUUUCGACUGGACGGUGGUCAGUUAUCAUUUCGAGCCGGUCAAUCAACCGUAACAUUUCCACAAAACGAGAAACGUCUAGAUUCGGUGGGAGGCAUCGCAGAAGAUGUUUAUAAACGACGAAAAGACAUCCAAACAAUUUCUGGAGUACAUGUUGACGAAACCGGUAUUGGAAGUGGAGAAGAAGCGGUACCGGUUGAAAGUGAGACCCGAGAUCGUUUCUUUACACCGAUACUUGCUGUAAGUGCAUUUACACUAGUGCUGUUGGUAGCGAUAAUGGCGAUUCAUCAGAUAAGGGAAUAUCGUAGGAAGAGACGUAAAUCUAACAAUCGAGAGCUUGAAUCGCAAGAGUAUGGUGAAAAGGCAUUGCUUGCUUAUCAGGAUUUAUGUCGGUAUCAGAUGGCUUUACAUGAACCGGCAAUCAUCGCUGACGUUCAUACUAAUCAUUCCAGUACAGCAUCCUGGGUCGAAGAACCGGUUGGUCAGUCUAGCCUCGACAUAUCAACCGGUCAUGUUAUCUUGUCAUUCCUUCGUGACUAUUUGAAUGACAAAUCAAAAAUUGAAGAACAGUGGAAAACACUGAAUGAAUACACAAAUUCAAAUGGGAUAUCAUCAAUUGCGAGAGAAGAAGGAAAUCUCAACAAAAAUCGAAAUCCAUCUUGUCUUCCAUAUGACGAUACACUGGUCAGUAUUUGUAACGUAGUAAAUGAUUCAACAUACAUCAAUGCAUCAGCAAUUCAUGACUGCGAUCCGAAACAAGCUAAUUACAUCGCCACACAAUCACCACUUCCAGAAACCAUUGCCGAUUUCUGGCAAAUGAUUUGGGAACAAGCUACUGUGCUGAUUGUGAACCUAGCAAACAACAAUGACCAAGAAGAAGGACAAUGCCUCAAAUAUUGGCCUGAAAGUGGUUCACAAAUAUAUGGAUCUUUCGAAAUUCAUUUGGUAUCGGAGCACAUUUGGAGCGAAGACUAUUUAGUGCGAUCAUUUUACUUAAAAAAUUUGAGAACGAACGAGACUCGAACUGUAACUCAGUUUCACUUCUUGACAUGGCCCAAAAGUGGAGUUCCACCGAAUACAAAAGCUCUACUCGAUUUUCGCAGAAAGAUCAAUAAAUCGUAUCGUGGACGGGCAGCCCCAAUCGUUGUACAUUGUACGGAUGGUAUCGGACGAACUGGUGCAUUCUGUCUGCUCGAUAUGAUACUGAAUCGAGUUACCAGAGGUGUAAAAGAACUGAAUGUAGCAGGUUCACUGGAGCAUUUGCGUGAUCAGCGUCCGGGUUUGGUGGAAACUUGCGAACAGUACAAGAUGGUAUUCGUCUGUUUAGCGGAAGAAAUUACUGCUAUUAUAGCUACAUUGUCAUAAUAAAACGCAAAGCAACAAUGACAAAAGCAGGAACAGGAAUAACAAUAACAACAGUAACAAUAAUACUUACGAUCACAAUAAUUUGGCCACAUUUACACCAAUAACACUAAAGAUUCUUUUUCCUUUUUGUUGUUCCUGGUUAAUAACUUGCAAACAAUGCUUGCUGAAAUUAUAAUCUAUUUUUUUCCUUUAUUUAUCACUGAUCUCCGUGGAUAUAUGACUCCAUUUUUUCUCUCUUACCAACAGCUGAAUACUAACAUAAUCGACAAAUGCUCGAUGGUAUAAUCAAAUGAAUGCCGUGUUACUAAGAUGAUAAAGCAAAAUUCAG